Molecule: messenger RNA, 2350 nt
Organism: Argiope bruennichi
Lineage: Eukaryota; Metazoa; Arthropoda; Arachnida; Araneae; Araneidae
Product: transmembrane protein 62-like
Exons: 14
Coding region: 91-2109 (672 amino acids)
Molecular function (GO): hydrolase activity
Source: RefSeq, a predicted model, not a curated record
UAUGCUGUCUGUCAACAAAUUUUGUUUCUGAGCAGUUUUUGUUUUCCACAUAUCUCAUUGUUAAGCUUCUAUUUAAAACUUACAUUCUCAAUGUCUUUAUCAAAAAUCACACUUUUUGUAUUAGCAACUCUAGCUGUGAUAUCUACGCUGGUCGCGAAGUUACAGAAUAUUGUUCAUAUUAGUAAUGAUGUUGAGUAUGAUGAUAUUAAAGUGGAAUAUUACCAAGAUGACUUGUAUCCAAAUGAUAAACGACAACAUUUAAUGUGGUUUUUGCAAGUUUCAGAUUUGCAUUUGAGUAUAUUUAAAGAUCUGUCUCGUGGUUCUGACUUGAAAAAAUUUUGCAAUGAAACUGUUUCUGUUAUUCGACCUUCUGUUGUCCUUGCUACAGGGGAUCUAGUUGAUUCAAGAACUGCUGAUCUGUUGGGAUCUAGGCAGUAUGUUGAAGAAUGGCGUAUGUACCAGCAGAUUUUAUAUGAUUCAGGUGUUACUGUCAAUACAACAUGGUUAGAUAUUAGAGGCAAUCAUGAUAAUUUCAAUGUUUUAUCACUGGAUGAUAAAAAUGAUUUAUAUAGAAAAUAUUCUACUCAAGGUGGAAAACACAGACGUUCAUACAGCUAUACAUUGCAACAAGGCACUGAAACUUAUACUUUUAUUGGUAUUGAUGCCUGUAUGGAUCCUGGGCCAAAACGACCUUUUAAUUUUCUGGGAGUCUUAAAGAAGGAUGAAUACUCACAUGUAAAGAAACUUCUAGAUGAUUCUAGAGGUGGCAAUAUGACUAUUUGGUUUGGACAUUAUCCAACUUCAACUAUAGUUGCUCCUAAUCCUGGUAUAAGAGAGCUUAUGAAAGGAACUGGUCCAUAUCUUUGUGGUCACCUACAUACUUUGGGAGGGAUGGUACCUGAAAUGUAUACUUUACAGUCAACUGGAGCUUUAGAACUGGAAUUGGCUGAUUGGAAAGAUAGACGGAAAUAUCGUAUUUGUGCUGUGGAUCAUGGGAUAUUUUCCUUUUUUGAUAACCAUAUCGAAGAUUGGCCACUGAUUCUUGUGACUAAUCCAAAAGAUGCUAUGAUGCUGAUGCCAGCUAUUGAACCUUUAUAUCGAGUAAUGAAAUCUACCCACAUCAGGGUUCUUAUAUUUUCUCCAUAUCCUAUCGCAUUAGCUAAGGUGAAAAUAAAUGAUGAUGCUUGGAUUGAACUUAAACUCAGUGAAGCACCUUUAUAUGUUGCCAAGUGGGAGCCACUAAAGUAUAUGGAAGGACUGUACACAAUGACUGUUUAUGCCAAAGAUACUAGUGGAAAAGAGAGAAUUAUAAAUCAUCAGUUUUCUUUGGAUAAUUCAAGACCCACAUUUCCUCUUACUGCUAGGUUAGCACUAAUGGGACACAUAUCAGUGGGCCAGGCAAUUUUUGGAGUUUCUUUGCUAAUAACAUUGCUGCCUUUAUGCAUCAUGAAAAUUUAUCUUUGUUUUGGAAAAGGCGAAGGAAUUAAACUUAAAUCUGAGCGAGGCUUUUGCCGAAGGAUGAUUUUCAAAUUCAGUUUGCUUGCAAACGUGGACAUACUCUUUUGGCCUGUUGUCAUAGGAGCCUUAUAUGUUGCAGUAGGUCCAUGGUUUGUUGGAUACAUAAUUGAUGAUCACAUUGGAGUGUGCUUCGUGUGGGGUAUUUUCUUAGGUGGAACAUUUCUACCAGGUGGAUUACAAUAUUUUGCUGGAACUUUAUAUCUUGUUACAUUUUAUAUCCCUUUUAUUCUGUGCCUUUCAAAUUGUCUUUACCUGCAGUACAAAAGCAUCAGAGAUGGGCGACCCAAACCCUGCAGCCUAUAUUUCUAUGUAUGUCGUCAUUUUCUUAUGCUUUUUUUCAUUCUGUGGCAGUCCCUAUGGGCUGUCGUUUAUUUUUUCUCUUAUGGUACGCUGGCUUUCUUUUUGGGUUUCACGCACACCUGGUCUGUGGUCAUGGCCUUGAUCUUAUGGAGAAUUGUUAUCAUACUUCCUGAAUCUAAAAUAAACAGCAUUGGACGACCUAGACAAGUUGUUGGAACACCUCUUCUGCCAAGUAAUCAAGCUAAUAAACGCCUUUCACCUCCAACGGAGGAAAUCAUAAGCCCUAGCUGAUGCUAUUUUUGUUGAUCUUGCUGAGUGAUACUUAAUCAUUCCUCUUUUUCUUUGUUUGAUAUACAUGAUUUAAAUUUAUCAUUUAAUUGAGGUUUUUUUCCUUUUCUUCUUGUUUUUUCUUUAUGCUAGAAUUUUAUAUUGUUUUAAUUAGAACAAACAUAUGUAGUUUUUUGUAGUUUAUACAUUAAAUUAUUUAGAGUUAUAUUUUAUUUAGAGUUAUAAGAUAAUUACAAUUAUUUAG